Messenger RNA from Lepisosteus oculatus (spotted gar), 2107 nucleotides. Its product is annotated as E3 ubiquitin-protein ligase RNF170. The record is from RefSeq and is a predicted model, not a curated record. NCBI's taxonomy places the organism in Eukaryota, Metazoa, Chordata, Actinopteri, Semionotiformes, Lepisosteidae. Gene Ontology annotation, molecular function: ubiquitin protein ligase activity; metal ion binding.
UGCAGUGAAAGGAGUCUACAGUAUUAUCUCACAACCUGCCUUCUUGUGGAGAUGAAUAAAAGCAAGAGCUCUUUCGUUUCCUUUGGAAUUAUGUACACCAGCUGUUCAAGUUCAAACCCAAGGCCCAGACUGAGGGUCCGAAGCAAUGCAUGCCACAGUCCAGGGUUUCAGAGGGAGAGACGCUGUUUUCCGCAUAUGAGCUAUAAGGAUUCUCAUGGACAGUGUCGGCCCUGCAGCACCAAAGACCGGCACUGCCCAGUGUGUCUCCAGACUGCUGCAUUCCCCGUGGAGACUAACUGCGGGCAUCUGUUCUGUGCUCCUUGCUUGAUUGCAUACUGGAGACAUACCUCUUGGCUUGGAGCUAUCAGCUGUCCUCUCUGCAGACAAAAGGUGAGCCAGCUGUGUCAUCUGUUCAUUGAGAGUCAUGCAGACAAGCAGGAACAGCAGGUGCUGCAAGACAUCAGAGACUACAACAAGCGCUUCUCCGGGGUGCCACGCCGGGUGACUGAUUACCUGUAUGACUUGCCCCUCUUCCUGCACUUGACGCUGCGUGGUCUCUGCACCAUGGGUGGCCUAGUAUGGGUCUUCUUCCUGAGGGUGGUCGUGUGCUGUUUCGGAGCACUCAUGUCUCUAAUAUCCCCUUUGAAGGGCAUCCCUGAGCCCUUCUGUGGGGUGUUGGGGGCCCUUGAUGACCUGGUGGUGAUCUUCUUGCUACUAAUAUGUGUCAUUAACAUCAACCAGCAGAUCAGCCCAGAGAGAGGUGCUAUUGCCCACAGUGCCGCACAGGGUGUUCUCUCUGACUCUCUGUAGUGCUGCUGUAUAGGGGAAAACAACCGCACUACUGGACCACACUAUUGGAAAACAAGUGAUCCCUGCAGCCCAGAGCGAUCAGUUGCAGUUCCACUGACUGCCACACUCAGUGCUGUUGCUCAUAUUAUAAACUGUCUGGAGUCAGCAGGAAAUACAAAAAUAGGAAUGGUUACAAAUGAGAGGUGGCUCUCAGGCCUGUUUUAUUUGUUUGUAGUAGCUUAUUGAUCCAACGUCACCAUGAAGCAGCUUUCUGAAGGAACACACUGAAUAAGCUCUACACCGUGGUAAUGUUGUUUGUCCUGAAUUUGGAUAUGUCUCUUGGGGCAACAGAGAAGAAAUGAGGACUGAAGCGAGGCACUCUGCAGUAAAUGGACCUGACUCAGAGUCUAGCUGUUUUACUCCACCAAUUUGUUCUUAAAAUGCAGAAAAAAGGUAUUUCUCAGGUUGAUGUUAUUUCCUAAAAUUUGUAUUUGUUAAAAGUGACAAAACCAACCUGAAAUGCACAUUGAAAGGAAAAACAAUUGAAGGAAUAAAAAAACUCCCAUUAACUGAGUUUCUGCUGCACACCAGCAAUAUAAAAAAAAUCCAUACACUAUAUACAUGGGGGGGCGGUGCUGAAGUGGUCUGAGGUCCUUUGUUGGAAUUGGUCCUUGGCUCUGUCUGUGAGGACUUUGCAUGCUCUCCCCAUGUCAAUGUGAGUUUUUCUGGAUGAUCCAGUUUCACCCCACAGUCAAACGGUAUUCUAUUAAGGUUCACAUACAUCUCUAAAUUACCCCCGAUAUGCAAGUGUAAGUGAAUACAAGUGUGUGCGUCCUUCAAUGGACUGCUUUGUCUGCUUUUGUGUCCUUUUCCUGUCAGGUUAGGCUCUGGUUCACCAGAACCUCUAAGGAUAAAUUGGUGACUGAAAAUGGAUGGUUGUACAAACAUGGGUCUAAAGUGAUUAUUCAUCAAAAGGGGGGGACUUUAAAUUAUUAAUUAAGCAUGCUUUAUUUCAGUACUUCAGUACAAUACAAAAACAGCACCAAAGGAUGAGAGCUCUGAAUUAUGAUCAAAUAAAUUCAAUUACAACCCCAGAAAUAUUUGAACUUGUUCCUAUGAUGUAUUUGAUGGAUUUGUAAACACAGCAAUACCUGCCAUGGUAACUGAAAACUGUAAAUAUUUAACCUGAAAUGUUUUGUAUAUGUGUAAGCAUCUGUACUGUAUGUACAGUAUAAAAGCUAGAUGUUUAUAAAGUUUACUCUGUGAAUAAAAGUUUAAAAUGUUGCAUUAAUGUAAAUAAACUACAACUUGUAUUUAU